AUGUCUGUCACCACUGUCCCCACAGACACAGCAGAGGCCACCCUGGAGCCGGCCAUGGGGCUGACAGCACGGACCCUCCUGACUUCAGCUCCUGGCUUUGUAGAGACCAUGCCGGGUGGGUCUGACUACGUGGGCGUCAUGCAGAGGGAGGAGCUUCUGGCCAGCACCCCCACCCCCACCCCCGCAGCAGGGUGCGUGGCAGCUGGCUGUGCAGCAGCCCUGUCAGCGUUGGGUGACAGCGCCCUGACCCGCCCCACGUCCUGGGGGCCUGACACUCAGGGUGCUCAGCGCGCUCCUGCUCACGCUUCCUCGCACGGGGAGCCGCACGGGGAGCCGCUGCGCGCUCUGCUGGGUUCACUUCCAAUUGCCACUGACUUUCCUCAGCUGGAAAUGAUUUCAGAAACGAAUGACACGAGGCCCCGGAGCCUCCCAGAGGACGCUCAGGAACACUCGUGUCGUGCGGUGCUCUUCUGGAAAGAACCCAGGGCCACGGCGCAUGGGCAGGGCUCGGAGUACCCGGGGCCUCGGUGUGCAGACGGGGCUCAGAGCACCCAGGGCCAUGGCGCGCGGGUGAACCCCAAACUUGAGGACGAGGGUGCCCAGCCCUCCAGGGUCUGCAACCGUGGGAGAGCUUUCGAACCUCCCAGGAAUCAGGCCAAGAAGUGGCAGCUCCUCAUAAACUCCAUCCCACUGCCUCGUCGCCAUGAGCACACCAGGACGACUGCACGAUUAAGUCAGCAGGGAGAAGCUGGUGUGACAGUGCGUGUUGCAGAGGUGCCACACUUCCCCGAGCCUCGGGGCACCAUGGAACCAGCAUGGCAGGGCCUCCGCGCGGCCCAAGCAGCAGGUCUGUGGAUUGGCAUCGGAGCAGGCGCGCAACCUCCCGCUGGGACCUGGGCGUGUCUGUGUUGCAGGGUCGACCCCUACGGGUUUGAGCAACCGGAGAACCUGGACUCCGCGGACGAGGCGUUCCUCUCCGCCUACCCGGCGGUCCUGGCCAGGAGAGCGGCCAAGUGGUCGCGGCUCCUGAAGGCGCGCGGGGGCGUGCGGAGGAGCCCGACCGUGAAGCGCUAUGUCCGCAAGGGCAUCCCCCUGGCGCUCCGGGCCCACGUCUGGAUGGCGCUGAGUGGAGCCCAGGAGCGGAUGGACCAGAAUCCUGGCUACUACCAGCGGCUGCUCCAAGGGGAGAGGGACCGGAGCAUAGAAGAAGCCAUCAAGACAGACCUGAACCGGACCUUCCCAGACAACGUGCAGUUCCGGAAGACCGCGGAGCCAUGUCUACAGAAGACACUGUGCAGCGUGCUGCUGGCCUACGGGCACCACAACCGCGGGGUGGGGUACUGCCAGGGUCUGAACUUCAUAGCAGGAUAUCUGAUUCUCGUGACGAAGAACGAAGAACAGUCUUUCUGGCUGUUAGACGCGCUGGUUGGAAGAAUCCUGCCCGAUUACUACGGCCCUGCCAUGCUGGGCCUGAAGACCGACCAGGAGGUCCUCGGGGAGCUGGUGAGGGCCAAGCUGCCGGCCGUGGCGGCGCUGGUGGAGGGCUGCGGCAUGCAGUGGACCCUGCUCGUGUCCCGCUGGUUCAUCUGCCUGUUUGUGGACGUUCUGCCGGUGGAGACUGUGCUUCGAGUCUGGGACUGUCUGUUCAACGAGGGCUCCAAGAUCCUCUUCCGAGUGGCCCUGACCUUGAUCAAGCAGCACCAGGAGUUUAUUCUGGAAGCCACCGACAUCUCGGAUCUGUGUGACAGGUUCAAACAGAUCACCCGGGGGAGCUUCGUGACGGAGUGCCACACCUUCAUGCAGAAGAUCUUCUCCGAGCCCGGCAGCCUGCCCAUGACCGCCGUCACCAGGCUCCGUGAGCGCUGCAGGGCCAGGCUGCUGGCACAGGGCUGAGCCAGAACCUCGGCCCCUGCCCCCAGCCCACUCGCCACCGAGCCAGCCUUCCUCCUCAGUACCCUGGAUCCGCGAGGUCACUGCACGCUCAUCGCAGGGUUCUUCGAAGACUGAAAAUCACAGCGUGGGACCAGCAGGUGGCUUAACAGUUGGGUCACAGCACUGACAUAGCUGACCAUUUCGAAUCCAGACCUGGUGGUUUAAGACUUACACCAGGCGUGUGUGCAUGCGUGCCCCAAAACCUGAGGAGAACGGAGAAGG
Tupaia belangeri chinensis (Chinese tree shrew) is the source of this 2154-nucleotide messenger RNA. It is a transcript of the gene GRTP1, whose product is annotated as growth hormone regulated TBC protein 1. The transcript has 13 exons. The coding region runs from base 1 to 1893 and encodes 630 amino acids. NCBI's taxonomy places the organism in Eukaryota, Metazoa, Chordata, Mammalia, Scandentia, Tupaiidae. Gene Ontology annotation, molecular function: small GTPase binding; GTPase activator activity. Gene Ontology annotation, biological process: regulation of GTPase activity. The record is from RefSeq and is a predicted model, not a curated record.